AUGUUACCAAACUUUUCGCUCAGAGGCCGGACGGCGGUCGUCACCGGAGGUGUGGGCGGGAUGGGAACCAGCUUGACGAGGGCGCUGGUCGACCACGGCGCCAACGUGGCCGUGUUCGACCUGAGGAUGCCCGAGGGGGAGUUGCUGGAGGCGGCAAAGGCCAAAUCUGUCAAGGUCCGGGGUUACAUCGUCGAUGUCACGUCCAUGGAGUCCCUCACGAAUGCGUACACCCGGGUGGAAAAGGACUUUGACGGCAAACUGGACAUUUUUGUGGGCGCCGCCGGCAUCAGUCAUGUCGUCGAUUUUCUCGACGUCGACUGGGAGUCACACCUCAAGGUCAUCACGGUCAACCAGAUGGGUCUGUACCACAGUGCUCAGCUGGCCGGCCGGCUGAUGAUCAAGAGCGGCACCAAGCACGGCAGUAUGAUUCUGAUCGGCAGCGCCUCCGCGACCAACGCCCCGCGAUCGGUCAACACGUCGGCGUACAACUCGACAAAGGGGGCCGUUGUGGCCAUGACCAUGGCCAUCGCCAAGGAGAUGGGGGUUCACGGCAUUCGUGUCAAUUCCGUGUCACCCGGCUAUUGUAUCACGCCUCUGACCCGAGAUUACCACCAACUACAUGAGGCUUGGGCUAAGGAGAGUAUGUUGGGUUUCGUGCCGGACGGCGAUGACAUCGCUGGGACGUGUAUCUUCCUCGCUGGUGACGCGAGCCGGGCCAUCAACGCAUUCGAUCUCGUCAUCGACGGCGGCGCGACCAAGUGGUAG
Molecule: messenger RNA, 765 nt
Organism: Exophiala oligosperma
Lineage: Eukaryota; Fungi; Ascomycota; Eurotiomycetes; Chaetothyriales; Herpotrichiellaceae
Exons: 4
Coding region: 1-765 (254 amino acids)
Cellular component (GO): intracellular anatomical structure
Molecular function (GO): oxidoreductase activity, acting on NAD(P)H, oxygen as acceptor
Source: RefSeq, a predicted model, not a curated record